Molecule: messenger RNA, 1086 nt
Organism: Colletotrichum aenigma
Lineage: Eukaryota; Fungi; Ascomycota; Sordariomycetes; Glomerellales; Glomerellaceae
Product: putative aspartate-semialdehyde dehydrogenase
Exons: 3
Coding region: 1-1086 (361 amino acids)
Biological process (GO): L-threonine biosynthetic process
Molecular function (GO): NADP binding; protein dimerization activity; NAD binding
Source: RefSeq, a predicted model, not a curated record
AUGGGCGAAUUCCCCGUCAAGAAGUGCGGCGUCCUUGGCUGCACCGGCUCCGUCGGCCAGCGCUUCAUCCUCCUCCUCUCGCAGCACCCCUACCUCAAGCUCGUCGCAGUCGGCGCCUCCUCCCGCUCCGCCGGCAAGAAAUACCGCGAUGCCGUCCGCUGGAAGCAGGCCUCGCCCAUGGGCCCCUUUGGCGACCUCGUCGUGCGCGAGUGCAAGGCCUCCGAGUUUGCGGACUGCGACAUUGUCUUCUCCGGCCUGGACUCCGACGUCGCUGGCGAGAUUGAGAUGGAAUUCCUCAAGGCCAACCUCGCCGUCUUCUCCAACGCAAAGAACUACCGCCGCGACCCCCUCGUCCCCCUCGUCGUCCCCACCGUGAACCUCCCCCACCUCGACCUCAUCCCCCACCAACGCGCCCAGCACAAGCUCCAAAAGGGCUUCCUGGUCUGCAACUCAAACUGCGCCGUCAUCGGCCUCGUCAUCCCCUUCGCCGCUCUGCAAUCCGUCUUCGGCCCCGUCGACGCCGUCUCCGUCGUCACCAUGCAGGCCGUCUCCGGCGCCGGCUACCCGGGCGUCUCCUCCAUGGACAUGAUCGACAACGUCGUCCCCUUCAUCUCCGGCGAGGAGGACAAGCUCGAAACCGAGGCCCAGAAGAUCCUCGGCAACAUCACGAGCAACCUCACCGCCUUCGAGGACCAGAAGGACCUCAAGGUCAGCGCCGCCUGCAACCGCGUCCCCGUCCUCGACGGCCACACCGCCUGCGUCUCCCUGCGCUUCGCCCGCCGCCCCGCCCCGAGCGCCGAGGACGUCAAGAAGGCCCUGCGCGAGUACGUCUCCGACGCGCAGAAGCUCGGCUGCCCCUCCGCGCCCGAGAGCCCCAUCAUCGUCUUCGACGAGCCCGACCGCCCCCAGCCCCGUCUGGACCGCGAGCUCGGCCGCGGGUACACCGUCAGCGUCGGCCGCGUCAGGGAGGACGAGAGCGGCAUCUUCGACAUCAAGUUCGUCGCCCUCAGCCACAACACCGUCAUCGGCGCCGCUGGCUCUUCCAUCCUCAACGCCGAGGCUGCCGUUCUCAAGGGCUUUGCUUAA